AUGGCGGAGAUUACGACACUGGUGGCGGCCAUCUAUCGCGGCUACACGACGGCCGUCGAGCCCAGGUCUGAGCAACUGGGUCCGGUCAUCACGUCGAGAUUCGAGCUCUUUUACGACGAGGGAAAGCAGCAUAUGAAGGAGCACGACUGCUGGGUCAGGUUUCGCAAGCAGGAGUGA
This is a messenger RNA of Cordyceps fumosorosea ARSEF 2679, 177 nucleotides long. RefSeq lists its product as hypothetical. Lineage: Eukaryota; Fungi; Ascomycota; Sordariomycetes; Hypocreales; Cordycipitaceae. The record is from RefSeq and is a predicted model, not a curated record. The transcript has 2 exons. Bases 1 to 177 code for a protein of 58 amino acids.